AUGGACCCCGGCGGCGCCGCCAUUUUGGAGUCUUCGGAAAGGAAAAUUGUCUGCCGGCUUUUCGCGCCGCUACAGCCGCAACUGCCUGCGGUUUUGCCGGGCAGAAUGAAUGUGAUAGACCAUGUGCGGGACAUGGCGGCCGCGGGGCUACACUCCAACGUGCGGCUUCUCAGCAGCUUGCUACUUACAAUGAGUAAUAACAACCCUGAGUUAUUCUCCCCAUCUCAGAAGUAUCAGCUUUUGGUGUAUCAUUCGGAUUCUCUCUUUCAUGAUAAGGAAUAUCGGAAUGCUGUAAGUAAGUAUGCUAUGGCUUUACAGCAAAAGAAAGCCCUAAGUAAAACUUCAAAAGUGAGACCUUCAACUGGAAAUUCUGCUUCUACUCCACAAAGUCAGUGUCUUCCAUCUGAAAUUGAAGUGAAAUAUAAAAUGGCUGAAUGUUAUACAAUGCUAAAACAAGACAAAGAUGCCAUUGCUAUACUUGAUGGGAUCCCUUCAAGACAAAGAACUCCCAAAAUAAACAUGAUGCUGGCAAACCUGUACAGGAAGGCUGGUCAGGAGCGCCCUUCAGUCACCAGCUACAAGGAAGUACUGCGGCAGUGCCCAUUAGCUCUUGAUGCCAUUCUAGGUUUGCUAUCCCUUUCUGUAAAAGGUGCAGAGGUGGCAUCAAUGACUAUGAAUGUGAUCCAAACUGUGCCUAACUUGGACUGGCUCUCUGUGUGGAUCAAAGCAUAUGCUUUUGUGCACACUGGUGACAACUCAAGAGCAAUCAAUACCAUCUGUUCAUUGGAGAAAAAGUCCUUAUUGCGAGAUAAUGUGGACCUACUAGGAAGCUUGGCAGAUCUGUACUUCAGAGUUGGAGACAAUAAAAACUCUGUCCUCAAGUUUGAACAGGCACAAAUGCUGGAUCCUUAUCUGAUAAAAGGGAUGGAUGUAUAUGGCUACCUCCUGGCACGAGAAGGGCGGCUAGAGGAUGUGGAGAACCUUGGCUGCCGUCUUUUCAAUAUUUCUGAUCAGCAUGCAGAACCCUGGGUGGUCUCUGGGUGUCAUAGCUUCUAUAGCAAACGCUACUCCCGAGCCCUCUACUUGGGAGCCAAGGCCAUUCAGCUGAACAGUAACAGUGUGCAAGCUUUGCUACUUAAAGGAGCAGCACUUAGGAACAUGGGCAGAGUCCAAGAAGCAAUAAUCCAUUUUCGGGAGGCCAUACGGCUCUCACCUUGUCGCUUAGAUUGUUACGAAGGUCUCAUCGAAUGUUACUUAACCUCUAACAGUAUUCGAGAAGCAAUGGUAAUGGCUAACAAUGUUUACAAAACUCUAGGCGCAAAUGCACAGACCCUUACCCUUUUAGCCACCGUUUGUCUAGAAGACCCAGUGACACAGGAGAAAGCCAAAACUUUGUUAGAUAAAGCCCUGACCCAAAGGCCGGAUUACAUUAAAGCUGUGGUGAAAAAAGCAGAACUACUUAGUAGAGAACAGAAAUAUGAAGAUGGAAUUGCCUUGCUGAGGAAUGCACUGGCUAAUCAGAGUGACUGUGUCCUGCAUCGGAUCCUAGGAGAUUUCCUUGUAGCUGUCAAUGAGUAUCAGGAAGCAAUGGACCAGUACAGUAUAGCGCUCAGUUUGGACCCCAAUGACCAGAAGUCUCUAGAGGGGAUGCAGAAGAUGGAGAAGGAGGAGAGUCCCACAGAUGCAACUCAGGAGGAAGAUGUGGAUGACAUGGAAGGAAGUGGGGAAGAGGGGGACCUAGAGGGCAGCGACAGUGAGGCGGCCCAGUGGGCCGACCAGGAGCAGUGGUUUGGCAUGCAGUGAGGGGCACCGGCUGCCCGCCUGGACCGAAGGAGCUGGAGGAGCUGCUUCCAAGAAAACAGUGACUGUGUGUGCCUGCAGCUGGGCCUCCUGCCCCUCGCUCCCGAGUUCUAGUCGGGACUUUAUUUAACAGUGGGGCUGGCCAGUCUUCCAUGUGUCUCCAUCCUCCCCUGCUCUACCAGGGAGGACGAAGGCGUGCUCAUGCUGGGGCUUUGGUCAGAGCACUUUUGAUGUUUCAUUGCUGAAUCCAGAAGCUGGAAGAAUGGAGCAUUUUGUCUGUGACAUGGAUGGGUUUGAAGGAGUAACCCACCCUCCGAGAGGAAGAGUGUCAUCUCCCAAGGACAGUAGCAUGGUCUGGCCCUAUCAGAGAGGAUUUCCUGGUCCCAGAAGUCAUUGUCCUGUGCUGCCCAUGCUCCCCUGGUGACUUGCUUCCUUCUGCAGUGGUGGUGAUGCCUUUAGCUGGCAGUUGCUGUUUUGCAGAACAGCUUUCCUAUUUGCUGAGCUGGUACCUCGCCUUGGUCUGAAAAGCAGGUGUGACAAGAGCAUGACCAGGGUGCACCCGGGCAGUGGAGUAAUAAAACUGGUUCAUACAGUCA
Messenger RNA from Marmota flaviventris (yellow-bellied marmot), 2396 nucleotides. RefSeq names its product anaphase promoting complex subunit 7 (gene Anapc7). Gene Ontology annotation, biological process: protein ubiquitination; cell division; positive regulation of mitotic metaphase/anaphase transition. Gene Ontology annotation, cellular component: anaphase-promoting complex. NCBI's taxonomy places the organism in Eukaryota, Metazoa, Chordata, Mammalia, Rodentia, Sciuridae. Gene Ontology annotation, molecular function: protein binding. The record is from RefSeq and is a predicted model, not a curated record.